CCAAGAUGAAAGUGGGCUCAAUAUGAUGGGCCAACGCUGACCCGUCCAAGUUGAGCCCAACGACCUUUCAUUACAUUCUCAUUCUGCGCUGUUGCGGCGUGGGACGCCAAAAACAUCGCCGUCUCCGCCGUAGGUACUGCUAGUUGCAGCUUCUCCAUCCAUUGUCUGCCUCCAAGUGCCGCCGGACCGCUCCCACCUUGUAGAAGGAGAACGCAAUGAAGCUCGAUGUAGAUGUCUUGAGAUAUCUCUCCAAAGAAGAUUUUAGGGUUCUCACUGCUGUCGAAUUGGGCAUGAGAAACCAUGAACUUGUGCCUACUGAACUCAUUGAUCGAAUCGCUCGUCUCAAGCAUGGUGGCACGUACAAGGUUUUGAAAAACCUGCUCAAGCAUAAGUUGUUGCACCACGACUCUUCUAAAUAUGAUGGGUUCCGCCUUACUUACCUUGGUUAUGAUUUUCUUGCCAUUAAAACUAUGGUCAACAAAGGAGUGUUUGUGGGUGUUGGUCGCCAGAUUGGUGUUGGAAAGGAAUCCGAUAUAUUUGAGGUUGUCUGUGAAGAUGGAACAAUUCUAGCUAUGAAGUUGCAUAGGCUUGGUAGGGUUUCUUUUAGGGCUGUCAAAUCUAAGCGUGACUACCUCAGACACCGAAGUAGUUAUAAUUGGCUGUAUUUGUCUCGUCUUGCUGCACUUAAAGAAUUUGCUUUCAUGAAGGCUCUGGAAACACAUGGCUUUCCUGUUCCGCAUGCUGUUGAAAAUAAUAGACAUUGUGUAGUUAUGUCACUUGUCCAAGGUUACCCUCUUGUUCAGGUGAAGCAAUUGGAAAACCCAGAGACAGUUUUUGAGACAAUCCUUGGUGUAGUUGUUCGACUGGCAGAGCACGGUCUCAUUCAUUGCGAUUUUAAUGAGUUUAACAUCAUGAUCAAUGAUGAUGAAAAGAUUACCGUGAUUGAUUUUCCACAAAUGGUAUCCGUGUCACACCGUAAUGCACAGAUGUACUUCGACCGUGAUAUUGAAUGUAUCUUCAAGUUUUUCAGAAAGAGGUUCAAUCUUACUUUUCAAGAAAGCAUAGAUGAUAUUGAUGAUUCUGAUGAAGGGAAAGAUGAAGGUGGAAGGCCCUGUUUAUCGGAAAUAGACAGAGGCACUGGUUCUCUAGAUAGGGAACUUGCUGCCAGUGGCUUUACUAAAAAGGAUGCAGAGGAUAUUCAGAGGUUCAUUGAAGGAACGGCAGAGAGUGAUUCAAAUUCAGAUAGUGAAGGGGUUGACUCAGUGGAAGAUCUGAAUGAAGCAAUCAUUAAAGAUGAUGAUUUUUCAUAUUUGUCGGAGCAGGAUGAUGAACAUGAAAGUAAAGGAAUAGAGGAGAGCUGUGAAGCUGGUCAAAGCUAUGCAUCUGACAAGGGAGAUGCUAGUGAUGAGGAAGAGCAUGACCAAAAUGAAAUUGAAAAUGACGCUGAACUGAAUAAGAGCUUGAAUAAGCAGAGACGACAUGCGAUAGCAUCCGCCCGUCGGGGACGGAAGACUAUUGCAUCCAGGAAUUCUUACAAAGACAAAGGUGGCAGGUCAUCUCACAGUUCUAAAGUACAGAAACAGUUAAGCAGCUGGUGAGAUCUGGUAGACAAAACUCGAUCACAUGGCGGUUGAAAAUUUAAAAAGAACUAAAAAGAAAGUUAUUUCAUCAGUGCCUUUUAUGAUGUUUGGUUGGUUAUCAGGCUCAUGUACUAUCAAUAUAUGUUAAAUUCGGGGAUAGGAAAGCAGAUAGGUUGAGUCUAUUAUAAACAAUCUUAUUUUAUUUAUGGGAUAGUUAUAUUUAUUUUA
Molecule: messenger RNA, 1808 nt
Organism: Lotus japonicus
Lineage: Eukaryota; Viridiplantae; Streptophyta; Magnoliopsida; Fabales; Fabaceae
Product: serine/threonine-protein kinase rio2
Exons: 14
Coding region: 216-1598 (460 amino acids)
Biological process (GO): maturation of SSU-rRNA; protein phosphorylation
Cellular component (GO): nucleus; preribosome, small subunit precursor; cytosol
Molecular function (GO): protein serine/threonine kinase activity; ATP binding
Source: RefSeq, a predicted model, not a curated record